AUGGGUUCAUGGCCUGAAAAAGCGCUUCAGCAAGUUUAUCGAUACCUACCACCAAUCUACGCGCGCGACUUUGCGUAUGCCAACAACGCGCCCGUAGUCCUUCGCAUGGCCAGAGCUAACGUCAGCGACAUUACUGCAAAGACCUUUGCCGAGCUCCUCUCUGGCCCGACAAUCGACUUUUACGUCGGUCAAGAGCGUCGGCAUUGGUCGCUGCAUCGCAAUCUGCUAUGUCACCACUCGCCUUACUUCGAGUCCGAGUUCCUUGCCGACAAGACAUCCAAAUCUUCCCAGAGAUCUGAGCUCGAACUGCCUGAUCAAGACCCUACCGGCUUUGAGUUGCUUGUGAAAUGGCUGUACCAAGGGACAUUGGACGACACGUCCGACAUGACGGAUGAGAAGAAAUACGACUACUCGGUAGCCUGCCACAAGCUAUACCUGCUCUGCAACAAGUUCGAUCUCCCAGUCCUGAGGAACGAGUCUAUCGACCUAUACAGACAGGGAUUACUCGAAGCACAACUCGUGCCCGAUGCCGAAGAAAUCAACGACAUCUAUCGCAGCUCUCCAGUAGGCUCGCCCUUCCGAAAGCUCAUGGCCCAAAUCGCCGCGCGACAGAUCAUGGAUCCAGACAGCGAAAAGAACGCUGAGAGCUACCGGAACUGCUUCAAAGACAACCCUGAUUUCGCAGUCGACAUGGUCAACGCCAUCAAAGCUGGCACCGGAGACGGGGAUCAGGCCGCAUACCACGAAGACCCGGCUCCUCGUCAGCAUGGCAAAGGUCCUGCAUCCAAGUUGACGCCAUCCCCUUCCAGACGACGACGAUCGCUCUCUGCAGACGCGGGCGCGGAGCGACUCCCCGAUGGAGAACGAAGACGUGACUCCGGACAGUCCUCAGAACAAGAGUCUGAGCUACCCACACCACCAGACUCCACUCGACGAGAGAACGGAUACGGAGUCCGACGAUUCAACGGAACCAGCAGAACCAUUGCCAAGAGUCCGAUCACAGGAGAAAGAGUCGAGCCAAACAACGUCAACGGAGACGCAGAAAGCCCCUCGCGAAAGAAGCCAAAGAAGCUUGUCAUACGUGGAGGCCCUCCGUCGCCGCAAAGAUAG
Messenger RNA from Aureobasidium vineae, 1110 nucleotides. The record is from the annotation of a GenBank genome assembly. NCBI's taxonomy places the organism in Eukaryota, Fungi, Ascomycota, Dothideomycetes, Dothideales, Saccotheciaceae.